Dentiscutata erythropus is the source of this 302-nucleotide messenger RNA. The record is from the annotation of a GenBank genome assembly. NCBI's taxonomy places the organism in Eukaryota, Fungi, Glomeromycota, Glomeromycetes, Diversisporales, Gigasporaceae.
AAGCCAGUGUCGUCAAGAUCUCAAAGAAUUACUAUCACUCACACAAUAUAAAAAAGCUUUUGAAGAAAAUAAUUCAGAUAUUUGUAGUUAUUGUAGUAAAAGUGAAUGGAAAGUUUCCAACUUGCUUCAUAAUGAACAACAUCAUUUGAAUCCCGUGGAAGCUAAAGAUAUUUCAACAGAUAUCUCCACUCCCAACUACAAAAGAGGAAUUAUUGGUCCUGAAACACAAGAACAAUAUCAUAAGAGAAUUCAGUUAUUCGGAAAAAAGCAAAUAUUGCGUCUUGCUCCACAGCUUUAUCCAG